CUGAUUUUAACUUGGUUAUUCACAUGGCUUACUAAACAUGUGUUUCCGACUUGACCGUCUCCGGAGGAACCGUUGUUCCGCAUGACGUGGAUAUGUCAUCGGGUGUGUUGCGCCUCCCCCCCAAUGAGCUCAAUUGACCAUCCCCGCACGUCGACCAAGCGUUUCCGGUUAUGCAUUUUGCAAAAGCGAUUCGGCCCUUCAGUACCCGUUUGAUUAAAUCACAAAGAAUCCGCGCUAUGCAUAUCCAAUCAAUUCCAAUGUGGACCGGGAAAGGCAAUAACUAUGCCUACCUAGUCACAGAUGAGCCGUCGAAGAAGUCGGUCAUUAUUGAUCCUGCAAAUCCCCCAGAGGUUGCACCGGAGUUGAAGUCACAAAUCAGUGCUGGGAAGAUUGAUUUGACGGCCAUUAUAAAUACGCAUCACCACUGGGACCAUGCUGGAGGCAAUGACGAGAUGCUGGGACAAUUCGGCAAACUCCCCGUCAUUGGAGGAAGCAACUGCCAGUCGGUCACGAAAUCGCCAGCACAUGGCGAGGAAUUCAAGAUUGGUGACCGAAUCACUGUCCGCGCUUUGCACACCCCAUGUCACACGCAAGACAGCAUCUGCUACUUCAUGCAAGAUGGUGACCAGCGCGUCGUUUUCACCGGAGAUACUCUCUUCAUUGGCGGAUGCGGACGAUUCUUCGAGGGUAAUGCCGCGGAGAUGCACAAGGCUUUGAACCAGACACUGGCUGCUUUGCCUGAGGAUACCAAGGUUUACCCUGGCCAUGAGUACACCAAGGCAAAUGUGAAGUUCUGUCUUCAUGUGUCCCAGACCGAGCCCAUCAAGAAGCUUCAGGCAUUUACUGAGGCAAACCAGCAAACGCAGGGCAAGUUUACCAUCGGCGAUGAGAAGCUUCAUAACGUGUUUAUGCGUGUCAACGACCCUGAGAUUCAGAAGGCCACCGGCAAGACCGAUCCAGUGGAUGUCAUGGCUGCCCUGCGAGAGAUGAAGAAUGCCAUGUAGAUGUAGCCGACCCGGCAAGCCGUGAAGUUCCAUAACCCAAUCAUCCAAUGUUUUCUGUGUAGCAUGUAUGUAUCCGAUGGACCGCUAUUCCUGACGACUGGCCACGACAUUAAGUACCAGCCAUGUAGCCGAUACGUGGUCGACCAUGUCAAUGAGACGUCAAAGUUUGAGCUCUGGCUGAGUAUUACAAGGAGCUAGGGAGGAUAAUUUCCAUUCGAAACAUUCCUCAAUCUCGAUGUGUUCAAGCUGGAACUGGCUUCAAUGAAAAAUAUGUCAGGCCUUUCAGUCGGCAACAUCCUUCUUCUUGAGCCAUCCCUAUCAAUCAAUUCUCGCAGGAGUUCGAAUUAAUCUAGCUUCCAUGACAUACAGGUACUCGGCGAGGGUUAUGGAUAAUGUAGCCCAGCCAGCCAAUCAUCUGCGUCUGAUCCAGCCCAGAGACGGAGCGGAGUUUAGUAAACCAAGGAGGUGCACCAAUUGAAAUCGUUGACAAGUCUGGAU
Molecule: messenger RNA, 1502 nt
Organism: Penicillium brasilianum
Lineage: Eukaryota; Fungi; Ascomycota; Eurotiomycetes; Eurotiales; Aspergillaceae
Source: the annotation of a GenBank genome assembly